UGCCCGGGAACCGCCGAGCGCUUCUGCCUCCUGGUUCUGUAACCGGACUACUUCUCCAACUCACCUCUUGGCAUUUUGGUCGCUGUGAAAGGUUGUUGUUAACAAAGUGUUCUGAUUUCAAGUCUGCGCAGAUCGGGCAGGGGCCGUCUUUCGUCCCCUUGCACGUUGGUUCGCCAACUCCUUCGACCACAGGUGACAAGUUUCAGGGCGUCAUGGCCAGGGGCCACCGCGGCCGGCAGGGUGUGAGGCCGCCUUUCGCAGCCCGCGCUCUCCCGUGGCCUCUGGGGCCGCCGGCAUCAGUCUUGGUCUGAGCGUAGUCCCUCCACACACGCAGACCACCUCACACCGGACCUCAUGGCUUGCGAGGCGCAGUCCCCGCCGCCGUCGCCUUCGUUGUCACUGUCGCCGCCCACCUCCCCUGAGCCUGAACUGGCCCAGCUGAGGCGGAAGGUGGAGAAGUUGGAACGAGAGCUGCGAAGCUGCAAGCGUCAGGUGCGGGAGAUCGAGAAGCUGCUGCAUCACACGGAACGGCUUUACCAGAGCGCAGAGAGCAACAACCAGGAGCUCCGCACGCAGGUGGAAGAACUCAGUAAAAUACUUCAUUGUGGGAGAAAUGAAGAUAACAAAAAGUUUGAUGUAGAAGUACAAACAGAGAACCACACUCCUUGGUCAAUUUCAGGUUAUUAUCAGGCAUACUAUAAUGAUGAUAGUCUUACAAAUAAAGUGAGUGAACACUCAGUUCAGCAUUGUCAGAAUACUGAAGCUCCUACUUCUAGUUCUGAAGACCAGUCACAAAUAGAAAGUGAUAAUUUCACUGGUACUGUUGUAACAGAAACUGUUAAAUGUGAACAUGGAGAUCAUUUCACCUCAAAUUCACAGGAGCUACCAUCUGCAUUAGCAACAGAAGGUACAUCCUUAGAAGGUUCAUCAUUAGCUGAAAGUUUGAGAGCUGCAGCAGAAGCUGCUGUAUCACAGACUGGAUUUAGUUAUGAUGAAAGUACUGGACUGUAUUUCGAUCACAGCACUGGUUUCUAUUAUGAUUCUGAAAAUCAACUAUAUUAUGAUCCCACCACUGGGAUUUAUUACUACUGUGAUGUGGAAAGUGGUCGAUAUCAAUUUCAUUCGCGAGUAGAUUUGCAACCUUAUCAGACUUUGAGCACAAAACAAAGUAAAGAUAAAAAGUUGAAGAAGAAAAGAAGGGAUCCAGAUUGUUCUGUAACAAAUGAGGAAAAGGAUUUGAAUUCAGAAGAUCAGAAAGCCUCCAGUGUUGAAUAUAUAAACUGCAGUGAAGGAGAAAUUUUUGCAAAUGUGAAAAAGAAGGCCAAAAUAGACAUUCAUCAUAAAAGUAGUUUCCCUAAACUCACUGUUCCAGUUAGUGGAAACACUGUAGCAUCUCCUAUUAAUGAGAACAUCUGUAAUUCAGCUUCACUUAAAGAUGAGAAAAUCACAGGGAGUGAUAGCGAGCCAGAGGAAGGUGAAAUUACAGACUCUCAGACGGAGGACAGUUAUGAUGAGGAUAAUACCAGUGAAGACAGUGUAACUGCAGAAGAAACAGAGGAGGAAGAUGAAGAAAAAAUUUGGCCCCCAUGUAUUAGAGUAAUUGUUAUUAGAUCUCCAGUGUUGCAGACAGGAUCACUUUUUAUCAUUACAGCUGUAAACCCUGCUACAAUUGGAAGAGAAAAAGAUAUGGAACAUACUCUCCGAAUCCCUGAAGUUGGUGUCAGUAAGUUUCAUGCAGAAAUUUAUUUUGACCAUGACUUACAAAGCUAUGUUCUUGUGGAUCAAGGCAGUCAGAAUGGCACAAUUGUUAAUGGAAAACAGAUUCUUCAGCCAAAAACUAAAUGUGAUCCUUAUGUACUUGCGCAUGGAGAUGAAGUGAAAAUUGGAGAGACUGUGUUGUCCUUUCACAUUCACCCUGGCAGUGAUACCUGUGAUGGCUGUGAACCAGGGCAGGUUAGAGCUCACCUUCGCCUUGAUAAGAAAGAUGAAUCUUUUGUUGGCCCAGCAUUAAGUAAGGAAGAAAAAGAGUUGGAAAGAAGAAAAGAAUUAAAGAAAAUAAGGGUAAAAUAUGGUUUGCAGAAUACAGACUAUGAAGAUGAAAAGACAUUGAAGAAUCCAAAAUAUAAAGAUAGAGCUGGAAAACGCAGGGAGCAGGUUGGAAGUGAAGGAACUUUCCAAAGAGAUGAUGCUCCUGCAUCUGUUCACUCUGAAAUUACUGAUAGCAAUAAAGGUCGGAAGAUGUUGGAGAAGAUGGGUUGGAAAAAAGGAGAGGGCCUGGGAAAGGAUGGUGGAGGAAUGAAAACUCCGAUCCAGCUUCAGCUUCGGCGAACACAUGCAGGCUUGGGGACAGGCAAACCAUCCUCAAUUGAAGAGGUUCAUCUUCUCCAAAACAAGAGUAAAAAAAACUGGGAUAAAGCACGAGAGAGGUUUGCUGAAAACUUCCCAGAAACUAAACCUCCAAAAGAUGUACCAGGGACCUUGCCUUGGGUAAAAGGGACUGUAGAGUGAAGGUGUGAAUUUAUGAAAAGCAGUUUAUUCAUUCAAAUCAGAAGCCUUCCAGCUCAUGUAUUUAUUAAUUUGGGAUAUUCAAAGAGCAGGCACAGGAAAAUAAAAAUCUCAAACAAGGGAAAGAGGUUUCAGAGCUUGUAUACCAAGGUUAUUGUACAAAGUUGCAAGACAGUUGAAACACAUUGGGGCACAAUCCCUGAAGAUGCUCUCAGGAACAGUUGAAAUUAUUUUCCCUAAAGUUAUGUUUUAAGUAUGUACAAAUAUAGGGCAUCACUGAUAUCUCUGCUCUGAUUCUUUGAUUUAAAACAUUCUGGUUUUUAAAAUUGAAAGUAGAAAUAUAUUUGGAUUCUGUAAGGCAGUG
Sciurus carolinensis (gray squirrel) is the source of this 2869-nucleotide messenger RNA. It is a transcript of the gene Aggf1, whose product is annotated as angiogenic factor with G-patch and FHA domains 1. Gene Ontology annotation, molecular function: protein binding; nucleic acid binding. NCBI's taxonomy places the organism in Eukaryota, Metazoa, Chordata, Mammalia, Rodentia, Sciuridae. The transcript is spliced from 15 exons. The coding region runs from base 355 to 2508 and encodes 717 amino acids. The record is from RefSeq and is a predicted model, not a curated record.